CGGGGCGGAGCGCAGGAGGAUUCUCCGGCUCUCCGGCCGCAGCAACCCCGGAACGCUCCCCGAGCCCCGCCCGGCCCCGCCGGGCCCCGCGGCCGCGUUCCGGUCCCGCCCCACGGCUGCGGCCCGGGGCGAGCGGAGCGGAGCGGAGCGGAGCGGGCGAGAUGGUUCCCGAGCUGGAGAAAGCUACGGUCCGGAUCCGGCAGCCGGAGCGCGUGCGGGGGAUCAUCCAGUCUCUCCGGGAGCAGGGGGUGGCCAAACUGCAGGUCAUUUCUGACUUUGACAUGACGCUGAGCAGGUUUGGUUGCAAUGGCAGGCGCUGCCCCACAUCUCACAACAUCCUUGAUACCAGCCGCGUUAUCAGUGAGGAUGGCAAGAAGAAGCUGAAGGAUCUACUCCACUAUUACUAUCCCAUUGAAAUAGAUCCCAACCGGACCCUGGAAGAGAAACGUCCCCUCAUGGUGGAGUGGUGGACCAAGGCCCAUGAGCUGCUGGUGCAGCAGAAGAUCCACAAAAGUGACAUAGCCCAGAUCGUCAGAGAGUCAGAAGCGAUGCUCAGGGAUGGCUUCAAGGAGUUCUUUGAUCAGCUGCAUAAGAGCAACAUCCCUCUGUUCAUCUUCUCCGCUGGCAUUGGUGAUAUCCUGGAAGAGAUUAUCCGUCAGGCCAACGUCUUCUACUCCAAUGUCAAUGUGGUGUCCAACUACAUGGGCUUCAAUGAUGAUGGAGUCCUCACGCACUUCAAGGGACCCCUCAUCCACACCUACAACAAGAACAACACCGUGCUGCAGGGCACAGGGUACUUCCAGCAGCUGAGCACAAGGACGAGCAUCAUCCUGCUGGGGGACUCCAUGGGUGACCUGACAAUGGCAGAUGGUGUUCCCAAAGUGGAGAACAUCCUCAAGAUUGGCUUUCUCAAUGACAAGGUGGAAGAGAGGAGGAGGAAGUACCUGGAUUCCUAUGACAUUGUGCUGGAGAGCGACGAGACGCUGGACGUGGUGAACGGGAUUCUGCGGUACAUCCUGACCGAGACAUGAGCUGGGGACGUGGUGUCCCAGCUCCAGCCACACAGUGGGCACUGGGCAGGGAAUGUCCUUCCCAGAGCUGGAGGGGACUGCUGGUUCUGGCUGGGCUCCAUCCUGACCUCACAAAUGCCUUUGGCCAGCCCUGGAGCAGGAGAGGUGAGGUGGAGGAAGCUUCUCCUUUCCCUUUACCCCAGCUCUGCCUGGCUCUGCAGUUUCCCACCCAGACUGACUCUAUCUUGCUCGGACUUCAUCCCACUGGGAAUUCACCCCUGCCACUUCCUGAGGCCACAGCAAACCAUUCUGUGUUUCAGACAGAGAUGUUCUGCACUUGCUUCAGUAGCUGAGGGUGGAAUGGAGACAGUUUACAGUGGGCUGAGGACAGACCCAGUUUAGAUGUGUCACUGUGUUCCUGGCUAAGAAAACAAGUCUCUCUCUCGUCCUGUUUUCUGUGCGCUUCAAAGCUCCAGGGCUGACUCUGGUGCUAGUGUAGCCACUGGGCUGGUGUGGCCCUGCUGGCCAUCACAUCACCCAGCCCCAUUCCCCAUGAAAACCAGCAGCUCUCUGGCCUCGUGUCUCAGCUCACCCGUCCCUCUUGCACCAGUAUAGCUCUUACUGUGAAAAAAAAACCAACUUUUUCCAACCGUCCCUGAAGGCUCUGGAGCUUGGCUGCUGCUGCUGCCCAAAGCCAGAAGUAGGUUUGUCUGCCAGGGAUCAGAGGAGGAGGGGUGGCAAUGGGGGAGGAGAGGCCAAUGGCAGAAUUUUGAGUUUUAAGCAAUGUUUACCUGACCGUGUUUGUGUACUAAAUUUCUGGGCUGAUCUUGGGCUCUCAGAACAGCAAUAGGAAAAGAGCAUUUUAUUACUGUAUAACUUCUGGUUAUAUGGGACUUUGGGAAGAGCAGGUUUGUUCUGUUUUGGAAUAAAAACACAAUUGGCUAAA
Vidua macroura (Pin-tailed whydah) is the source of this 1956-nucleotide messenger RNA. It is a transcript of the gene NT5C3B, whose product is annotated as 5'-nucleotidase, cytosolic IIIB. Gene Ontology annotation, molecular function: 5'-nucleotidase activity; magnesium ion binding. The transcript has 9 exons. The record is from RefSeq and is a predicted model, not a curated record. Bases 162 to 1031 code for a protein of 289 amino acids. Gene Ontology annotation, cellular component: cytoplasm. Lineage: Eukaryota; Metazoa; Chordata; Aves; Passeriformes; Viduidae.